This is a messenger RNA of Tripterygium wilfordii, 1604 nucleotides long. RefSeq lists its product as uncharacterized. The coding region runs from base 211 to 1455 and encodes 414 amino acids. The record is from RefSeq and is a predicted model, not a curated record. Lineage: Eukaryota; Viridiplantae; Streptophyta; Magnoliopsida; Celastrales; Celastraceae. The transcript is spliced from 6 exons.
CUUAAAAUCGUUUGCCUCUUUUAGUACGCCUCUCAAUAAAUCCCGUCCGUAAAACCUACCGAAACACGAAACGCAAAUUUCUCGAGAAACAAUCUGCCGUCAAGGCUUUCGAAGCCCUAGCACGCUGUCCUUUGCUUCUCGGCCUCAAAAUCCUAUUUCAGCCUCGCCGUCGCCGUCCUCAGUCACUGUCUUUUCUCGUCGCUGCCCAUCAUGUUUUCUCGAAUCCGAUUGCAGAUUAAAAUGGAAUUCACGUUUGAUUUUGUCACUACUAGUGACAUUACGCAAGGGAUUAUUACUUAUGUACGUGCUAACAACCCACGCGGAUAUGGUUUUCGCGGAUAUGAUUUGUGUACUGUUCAAAAGUUUGAAAAACAUGAGCAUGCGGAGAUGGUAUAUAAGAAGCUGAUAGAUUUGUUUGGAGACUUGGUGCCAGAGACAUUAUCUCCCUUUCAAGUUGGAGAGGAUCCUUCAUGGUACCUUGCUAUGUUCCCAUAUGGGAUUCCCUUCGAUCCAUCUGAUUCUGUCGACAAACUCUAUGAAUCCAGUUCAUAUCAGAAUGGUGAGGGAUCAGAAAUUCUUUUCAUAUCAGAAUCUUAUAAAGCUAUCAUAAGGUCUAUGCUUCUGUCUAUUUGGGUCUCGAUGCAAACGCAAGUACGUUGUCGUAUAGACCUAAACUCCAUUUACAUAGAUAGGUGUUGGGCCUUUGAUCAUUCGGAGCCUUUCACGAAGUUCAUGAAAUUUGAUAUUCAAGGUGAGGAUCAACAAGGUGACGAAGCUGAGGUGCGUGAUAAAUUGAAGAAACUUUUUGAGGAGAUCAAUAAAGUAUCUGGCAUUAAAGGUGGUCUAACAGCAGAAUUUGAUGUUUUUUUUGAGACUUUCGACUUGGAUGAUCCAAUGAAAUUGUUUGACAAUAUUCUCUUUGCAACGAAAUUUGAGCGCGUGGAUUUCAUCCAUCGCUUACAUGCAUUCCUUGAAAAUAGUCCCGACAUUAUGAUUUAUGGUGAUGACACUAAAGAUGCAUUUGGGGAGGAUGGCGAUGAACAGUUGAACCAUCUAAUUGAUGACCUUUCGCAAGAGUGGUUCACAGGCGACCUUCGUGUCCUCAUUCCAAGUAAAAAACGCACUUUUGAAGUUAUGAUGAAACCCCAUGAAGCCAAUAUGAGGAGAUGCAUUCAAACCAUAUCAAACUUGUACCAUUAUGCUGAAGAGAAAAGUGAAUUGGACAAGGCUCAACUUGUGGAGAAAAUCCAUAGCAUCUUUCCGAAGCACAUUGCUGCAUUAGCUCGAGGUUCAACGAGGUUGAAUCUCCGGAUGUCAUUUGAAUCAUGUGAGGAUUGGAUUGAUGCAUUUGAAAAUGUUAGAGACAUUCAUCAACAGACCAGUGAUCCUGAUGACAAUCCUAUGGGAGACACUAGAUCUCUGCCCCCGAGGGCAGCUCAAUCUUAUAUAAUUUGACUUUCAGAUCUUGAUUUUUCUUUGUUCCACAAGUACUUAAGCCAGUUUGGCAUACUUUGGUGGAGUUACUGGUUUGAUUUAGUAGUGUAAUAUUGAAUUAUGUUUUAAUUGUGAUGUGUAAUAGUGAAUCUGAUUUUUAAUUUGACCGC